Molecule: messenger RNA, 972 nt
Organism: Exophiala oligosperma
Lineage: Eukaryota; Fungi; Ascomycota; Eurotiomycetes; Chaetothyriales; Herpotrichiellaceae
Exons: 3
Coding region: 1-972 (323 amino acids)
Biological process (GO): arachidonate metabolic process
Cellular component (GO): membrane
Source: RefSeq, a predicted model, not a curated record
AUGGACCAUAGUAACAAUUUGCGGCGAAAAGAUACGACAAAGGGUCCGCCACUGCGCAUCCUUUCACUGGAUGGCGGCGGGGUCCGCGGUUAUUCGAUGCUGGUCAUCCUUCAAGAACUGAUGCAUCGAGUCUACGUCGAGUCCGAAGGCAAACCACCGAGCAGGGAAGCCACCCCGAAACCAUGCGACUAUUUCGAUCUGAUCAUCGGCACCGGCACCGGGGGUCUGAUUGCCAUCAUGCUGGGACGGUUGCGACUCGACUUGGAAACGUGCAUGAGCGUCUACGUGCGGAUGACGAAGAGAGUGUUUGAAACGGACAAGACAAUAGCCGGAAUCCCCUACAAACAUACCCUGUUCAAGGCGUCCAAGUUGGAAGAGGCGAUCCGCGAGUGCGUCAGAGACCACACGGUGUUCGAGGAUGAAGGUAACGAUGGCACCGCGACUGGUGGGCGCGAGUUUGGAGAUCUGAGCAGCCCCGUCAGCACGGCCAGUGCGAUUCCACCAAGACGGUCCAUGAGCAUAAGGAGUAACAAUUCCAUGUCAGUGUCGAGUCCGUCGACGGUGAGAAAUUCCAUCAUCUCACCGUCGUUCAAUGGCUGGGGCAAUCCCAACGCGAGUUUCUAUGACGGACGGGAAAACAGGACGAAGACUGCGGUCACGGCGGUUUUUCAAGGCACCCCCAAGAACGGCUCAUCAGUCUUGUUGAGAUCCUACGAUUCGAGAAAAGAGCCCCCGCCUGAGUUCAAUUGUACCAUCUGGCAGGCUGGACGGGCUACUUGUGCCACCGGCUUGGCCUUCAAGCCCAUUCAAAUUGGCCAGAGCGUUUUCAUCGACGAAGGUGCCGGGCAGUACAACCCUGCGGUGACUGCGUUGGAGGAGACACUGAGCGAAUGGCCGGCUCGAGAGAUCGGCGUCUUUGUCAGCGUGGGCACCGGCAAAACGUCCGGAGAACAGUGGUGUCCCGGAGCAUGA